Dibothriocephalus latus is the source of this 300-nucleotide messenger RNA. Lineage: Eukaryota; Metazoa; Platyhelminthes; Cestoda; Diphyllobothriidea; Diphyllobothriidae. The record is from the annotation of a GenBank genome assembly.
AUGUCGAAAUGUGAUCUAAAAGACUGUCCGGCAGGCCAACUGACUAUUGAUGACUUUCAGCGUAUCUACACAACCUUCUUUCCUUAUGGGGACGCCAAGCCCUUCUCUCGUUACGUCUUCCGUGCCUUUGACAAGAACGGCGAUGGAAUAAUGGAGUUCAAAGAGUUUCUCACCACUCUGAGCGUAAUCACUCGGGGCAAGUUAGAGGAGAAGCUGAAGUGGGCCUUCUCCGUUUACGACUUCGACGGAGACGACUUUAUUAGUCGCGAGGAGAUGACUGAUGUCAUUAAGGCAAGCUAA